GUUUUGCAGCAGCAGUGAAUCCUUCAUUCGGUUGGGCUAUUAUGGCAGCAAAGCCUUUCCUCAAGUUGGUUCCGUGUCAAUCUACGUUCUCGCUGCUGAGAGCUAUCCCACAGUCGUACGUGCCUGUGGAACAGCAACCGUGCUGAGCUUUGGUCGGAUUGGUGCCUUCAUCGCACCCGUGUUUUAUGAGUUCUUGCUCAGUACCUCUGGAACACAUGAAGCAUUUUUCUACAUGUCAGCUGGACUGAUGCUCGUGUGCUUUGUGCUCACGGCAUCGCUGGUCCCAGAAACGUUUCGUGGAGUCCUCGUCUACACAGAUCUGGAGCAACUCGGUUUGCCCAACGUUACAGCUGUGAACUGGGGGCAAUGGCAUGGUCCCUAUGCCCUCCCUCCCGAGCGUUUGGUGCUGUGUGCCUGCGGGAAUGCUUUUCUGUGGCUACAAGGAGAUGCGACUCCGCACCCGCUAAACCAAACACUGGUAUCGACCCUUUUUUCUUCACUGCCCCACAUGUGGCCACAGCGGCGUGAACAGCAUGGAAGCUUCAUUUGGAUUCUAGACCAGAGUUACAACUUGAUCAUCGCACCAACCAUGCAAGAGCUACCCGGCAGCGGUCUUCGUGAAGUCAAACACGGAGACUUGUGCCCUGGCAAGACCUUCUUCGGCGAGAACGCUGCUUCCGGACCCUAUCGAGGUGUUGCUCGACUCGGGGGUGAGUUCAAUCUGGCCGGCAAUGGCAACGGUUCCGAGUGGAUUAUGCACGCGAAAUCUGGAUACACGGCUUAUCGUGUUGCGACGGAGACGGCUGCUGAGUAUUAUCACGUGCACCAAGAGGCAGGCAGAAACGACAGUGAUAUUGCUCGGAAUUUCCAAAGAUGCGUUCCUCGUCAGAUUUUCCGAGCCAAAGAGCCACUGAUGCGACUGUUCUGUUUCUUGCGUGCGAAGAUGUCUGUCGAUGCAGCGCUUGGUGAGAUUCGGAGAUGCGACAUUCGAUAUGCGGUCUCAGGAGGUUUGCCAGACCUGAAGCGCUGCAGGCUCAGACCCAGCAAUUCCUCGGGCUGUUUGGCACAGAAGGCUGACUCAGCAUGCGCGACCGUGGUGCAUCUGAUUGACUGGUACGCGCCUGGGCAAGACAGGUGCAACAUGACAAUUGAAGAGUUCGGCGCCCGGCUUCAGAAAGUUGGAGAGGACGUUUUCCGACAUGGGCUGUCAGACCCUUCAGGCCCAAGACCUCCUUCAGACGUCUUGGAGGUAAAGAUGCGAAUUAAAGGUUUGCGGAAGCACUCCUGCCUGUUCGCUCCAGAAUUCACCACCCAGCUUGGUUGCAAUGUCCACGGCUGUUUCGGGGAAGGCUUCACCAGGAAGCUCAAAGCCGUUGAACAGCUUCUGCCUGAUGAUCCUCCUGCAGCUUCCAGGCUUUGGCCAGUGGUUUCCCAGGCAUGGAGUCAGUGCCAGCUUUGA
This is a messenger RNA of Symbiodinium necroappetens, 1459 nucleotides long. The record is from the annotation of a GenBank genome assembly. Lineage: Eukaryota; Dinophyceae; Suessiales; Symbiodiniaceae.